Messenger RNA from Scatophagus argus, 2040 nucleotides. It is a transcript of the gene cckbra, whose product is annotated as cholecystokinin B receptor a. The transcript has 5 exons. Gene Ontology annotation, molecular function: gastrin receptor activity; neuropeptide receptor activity. Lineage: Eukaryota; Metazoa; Chordata; Actinopteri; Scatophagidae. Gene Ontology annotation, cellular component: membrane. Gene Ontology annotation, biological process: neuropeptide signaling pathway. Bases 281 to 1642 code for a protein of 453 amino acids. The record is from RefSeq and is a predicted model, not a curated record.
UCCUUCACAGUCGGACUCGAGUCCGCUGCUGUGAGCGCUGCGCUUCACGGGGUUUCCCUCACGACUCCACGCUAAUUAACCUGUCACUGUCCGCUUAUCCUUCUCUCUUUUUAGGGUGGUAGAUUUGUUUUUUUUUUUAAUUACUCAACUCCAGUCUGGGCUUUUCCCAAGUUUUCCUGAACGCUCCUUCUCCGGCUGUUAUGAGGAAAACAGGCGACGGCUGCAAGUUGAUUCUCCAGUUUUAAGACGUGCAGGUGAAGCCCAAUAACGCACACAGAGGAUGGCUCUGCAGGCGGGGAAUGGCAGUGUGCUGGAGGUGUCGGCGGGCUGUGUGGAGCAGGGGAACCUCAGCGUGGAAGUUAGCGGCUAUAACAUGAGCUGCGCGAACAGCUCCGUCCUCCCCAGACCGGCUGUCAGAGUCAGAGAGAUGGACUCGCUGCGCAUCCUGCUCUACUCGCUCAUCUUCCUGCUGAGCGUCUUCGGCAACCUGCUGAUCAUCGUGGUCCUGGUGCUGAACAAACGCAUGCGGACCGUCACCAACUGCUUCCUGCUGUCGCUGGCGGUCAGUGACCUCAUGAUGGCCAUCUUCUGCAUGCCCUUCACGCUCAUCCCCAACAUCCUGGAGGACUUCAUCUUCGGAGGUGCUAUGUGCAAGACUGUGUCCUACUUUAUGGGGAUCUCUGUCAGCAUCUCCACCUUCAGCCUCGUGGCCAUCGCCAUUGAGAGGUACAGUGCCAUCUGCAACCCGCUGAAGUCCCGUUCGUGGCAGACCCGAUCCCACGCCUACCGUGUCAUCGCUGCCACCUGGGUGGUGUCACUGCUAAUCAUGGUGCCCUACCCGGUGUUCAGUGUCCUCAGGUCUUUCCCCAAGACCAACGGCACUGUUGGCCACAUGUGUCGCCUGGACUGGCCCAGCCCGCAAGCUGAGCAGACCUGGUAUGUGCUGCUGCUGUUCACUCUGUUCUUCAUCCCAGGAGUGGUGAUGAUUAUAGCCUACGGUCUGAUCUCCAGAGAGCUUUACCGAGGCAUGCAGUUUGAGCUGAGCCAAAGCACAGAGACCACCGGGCAGAAGAACGGUGUAGGAAGGGCUGUCACAGGGUCGAAUGAUGACGAUGACGGCUGCUACAUCCAGGUGUCUAAAAAGCCCUCUUCUGCUGUGGAGCUCCCCACCCUCUCUGCCUCGUCUGGUGCCGCCCAGGCCAAAACCGAGCGCGCUCGCAGCAACACCUCGGAGGCCAAGCUGCAGGCCAAGAGGCGAGUCAUCCGCAUGCUGAUGGUGAUCGUGGCGCUCUUCUUCAUCUGCUGGAUGCCCCUGUACUCAGCCAACACCUGGAAGGCCUUUGACCUGAAGUCGGCCUCUAAAGCCCUCUCAGGAGCGCCCAUCUCCUUCAUCCACCUGCUGUCCUACACCUCGGCCUGCGUCAACCCCAUCAUUUACUGCUUCAUGAACACGCGCUUCCGCAAGGCCCUGCUGUCGACCUUCGCCUGCUGCUACCGCAACCGGCUCUGUCGCCAGUACUGCCGGUGCAGGAGGAGGGAUGCGGGAGAAGAUGGCAUCACUGCCACCUCCAUGGCCACGUCGAUGGCCACAUCCAUGUCCAAGUUCAGCUACACCACCGUCAGCACCACCGGCACCUGCUGAGCCGCAAGGAGAGCUGGGUGGUCUCAUCAGUGGCUGUCGGGCACCAGUCGCUGUGCGCACCAUCUGCUUUUUCAAUCUUCUGUUUUUCACUCUUCAUCUUAAUAUGCUAUGAGUCAUGCACUGAGUAAUGUCACUGCCCUCGCUUAUAAGGCCUUUUUUAAAGGUCUCCUUCAAAUUCCGUGUGCAUUAGUUGCAGAAUGUGAGUUGGGAUUAAGCGCCAUUUCAGUUCGAUGAAAUUUUUUCCUCUCCUGCUUCAUCGGCAGCAUCCGCUUUGUCGCAUCCUGAAGAGAACAUCAAGUGCCUGUGCUCUCUGUGUGGCUUCGUUCGGUAGUUUGUCCACUGGCUCAGACGUACAUUUUAGUGAGAAACUACAUUAAAAAUAUAAAUCUUGUGUACUU